Molecule: messenger RNA, 1279 nt
Organism: Molossus molossus (Pallas's mastiff bat)
Lineage: Eukaryota; Metazoa; Chordata; Mammalia; Chiroptera; Molossidae
Gene: DERA
Product: deoxyribose-phosphate aldolase
Exons: 9
Coding region: 157-1194 (345 amino acids)
Biological process (GO): deoxyribonucleotide catabolic process; carbohydrate catabolic process
Cellular component (GO): cytoplasm
Molecular function (GO): deoxyribose-phosphate aldolase activity
Source: RefSeq, a predicted model, not a curated record
AAGCGGAAGGAGUAGGAAAGGGCUCCACUUUCAUCUGCCCAUUUACCCCUUCACCGUCUAGCUCCUUGGUGGCAACGAACAAGAUCCCGGACCCCAAACAAACAAAACCGGUGGGAACCUCCCUUGCCCACUUCCACCAGAAGCCCGGUGGAUCCGAUGCUGGGUUUCCACGGGGCACUUUCACAGCGGUAUCCCCAGAGGGGUCUUGCUGGCGGAAAAGCCAGGCCUCUGUACUGCAUAACCUACAGAAAACUGCGUAUGAUUGUAGACCUCAGCUGGAUCUCCAAAAUGCAGGUGAAUCAGCCGGCGGUUCUGCGGCGCGCACAGCAGGUCCAGGCUCGCAGGCCGGUGAAGAAGGAGUGGCAGGCUGCUUGGCUCCUGAAAGCUGUUACCUUUAUAGAUCUUACUACACUUUCAGGCGAUGACACAUAUUCCAACAUUCAGAGGCUCUGUUAUAAAGCCAAGUAUCCAAUCCGGGAAGAUCUCUUAAAAGCUUUAAAUAUGCAUGAUAAAGGCGUCACUACGGCUGCCGUGUGUGUCUACCCGGCCCGCGUGUGUGAUGCGGUGAAGGCGCUGCAGGCCGCGAGCUGCAGCAUCCCCGUGGCAUCAGUGGCCACUGGCUUUCCAGCUGGACAGACUCAUUUAAAAACACGAUUAGAAGAGAUUAGACUGGCUGUGGAAGAUGGAGCUACAGAAAUCGACGUGGUAAUUAACAGGACCUUGGUGCUGACAGGCCAAUGGGAAGCCCUGUAUGAUGAGGUUCGACAGUUCCGCAAGGCCUGUGGGAAGGCUCAUCUCAAAACCAUCUUAGCAACGGGAGAACUUGGAUCUCUUACGAAUGUCUAUAAAGCCAGUAUGAUAGCAAUGAUGGCAGGAUCGGAUUUCAUUAAGACUUCUACUGGAAAAGAAACAGUAAAUGCCACCUUCCCGGUAGCUAUAGUAAUGCUACGGGCCAUUAGAGAUUACUUCUGGAAAACUGGAAACAAGGUAGGCUUCAAGCCAGCAGGAGGCAUCCGCAGUGCGAAGGAUUCCCUGGCCUGGCUCUCUCUCGUCAAGGAGGAGCUGGGAGACGAGUGGCUGACGCCGGGCCUCUUUCGGAUAGGCGCCAGCACGCUGCUCUCGGACAUCGAGAGGCAGAUUUAUCAUCACGUGACUGGGAGAUAUGCAGCUUAUCACGACCUUCCGAUGUGUUAAAUCCACAACGAAUUCCAGAAGAGUUUUACAACGUUUAAAAAUCAUUUUUCUACAUGAUUACCGAAAUUUAUUAAUAAAUGGCAGA